Molecule: messenger RNA, 4094 nt
Organism: Haliotis rufescens (red abalone)
Lineage: Eukaryota; Metazoa; Mollusca; Gastropoda; Lepetellida; Haliotidae
Product: synaptonemal complex protein 1-like
Exons: 31
Coding region: 399-3665 (1088 amino acids)
Biological process (GO): lateral element assembly; chiasma assembly; synaptonemal complex assembly
Cellular component (GO): synaptonemal complex; central element; male germ cell nucleus
Molecular function (GO): double-stranded DNA binding
Source: RefSeq, a predicted model, not a curated record
GGCUGUACAUGUUUUCAUCCCAUUAUUGUUUUCAAAAAUCAUUUGAGGCAUAAUGUAGGCAUAAAACUGGUGUGACCAUAAAGCAAUCUUAAACAGCAGGGUUCGAAAUAUAUGGAACCAGCGUUCACGACCUUCAACUUAUCUACAGAUGGCGCUGCAGGGAAGACUACAGCAGACGACAGGGGGCGCCGACUGACACACCGUUUACAAACAUAAAAAUAUUGUGGCCCUAACCUGUCGUAAGGUUGUUGCUGUCAGUUAUAUUUAAAACAACUAACACAACAGAAUAUUAUUCUUUCCAAACACAGAAGAACUGAUCUUAUCAGCCAACAUAGAAUUAGGAUUCCAUUGGAGGAGAAAAUUGGAGUUCAUGGACAGUUUUGAAGUUACAGUGGACAAUGAAGCAAGCAAGAGCACCAGUAUUCAAACCAUUAACACAUACGGAAAAUACGUCUUUGUUUAAUUUUGAGCCCCCAGCUUCAAAUGUAAGGACAUCAGCUCCUGUUCCUUUCCUUCGGUUAAAUGAGAACCAAAAUGUCAAUAACCAGACUGAGCUUGGGCAACAUCAAGAUGUUGGCACCGAGCGACUUUCGUCACUCCAUGCAAAACUUCAUCAAGAAGCAGACAAAAUUCGAAAAUGGAAAGUUCAAAUUGAAAUUGAACUGAAGCAGAAGGAGAAGAAGAUACAUGAAGCAUCUACUACAAAUGAAUCGCUUCGAAAGUCAAUUUUAGAGCUUCAGCUCCAGAAUGAAAAUCUGAGCUUAAAACUUCAGGAAGAAAUGGGCAAUAGAGAGGAGAUUGUUCAGAGAAUCAGUUCUACAAGACAGCUUUGUAAUAUUCUCAAAGACCAUGCCGUCAAACUGGAGGAAAAAUUGAAUCAUUGUGAAACAGAAAGAACAGAGCUGAAGUAUUUAGAGAAAGAUCACCUUCAGCAGUUUGAGGAACUGUCUGCAGAAUUCAAGAAAUUGGAAAUCACAACCACUGAAAGUUGUAACAGGCUUGUCAACCAGUUGCAACUUGAAAGGGAUGACCGUAGCAGGCUAGAAGAAGCAUUAGAAACAAAACUUACUGAUGCCGAAAUUCAGCUGAAAGUAUUAAUGGAUCAGUGUGAUGAAAAAGACAUAGAAAUCAGAGAUGUCAGAACAAUGCUGCAGAGGAAUGAUGAAAAGAUACAUUCUUUAGAACAAAGCAAUGCCACUUUCCAUCAGAAGUCUGAACAACAGCUUGCAGAGAUGAAAUUGAAAGAUAGUGAUUUGGUUACAACAUCUGAGCAGCUUCACUUUUUUCAGGAAGAAAAAGUACAGAAUGAAGAAAAAGUAAAAGUGUUAAUUGCUGAGCUGGAAAACUUGAAAGAGGCCAAGAGCACUUUGGAACAGACUAUGGUUUCUUCAAAUACAGAAUAUGAUGCUAAACAAACAUCCCUGCAGCAACAAAUUGAUGGUUUAAAUUGCAGCCUUCUUUCCCAAGUUGAAAUCUGUAGGAAAUAUGAACAACAGUUGUCAGAAAUGUCAUCUCUGUCUGAAAACUUAAAGAGUUCUAAAGAUGUUCUUAUGCUUGAGAAGACUGAGCUGGAAGGAACUGUCAGUGCUUUGAACAAGGACAUAAGUGAGUAUCAGAGGACAAUUGAUGAACAGAUGAAAGACAAUGCUUGCUUCAAAGAAGAUCAAAGGCGAUUUACAGUUGAACUGCAUGAAAGUAAACAACACAUUUUGGAGCUACAGAAAGCUGUUGAGUGUGAACAAUCAGAAAAAUUACAAAAAGAAGAAGAGAACAAAGGCUUGCUUGACAGAAUUGCCACCUGUGACAUCACAAUUCAGGAGAAGCAUGAGGAAAAUCUAAAUGCAAUACAUCAGUGUCAGAUUUUGGAAGAUCAGCACCAGGUUUUCAGAACAGAACUUCUUGAUCUACAACAGUCUCUGAUGACGGAAAAAGAGAAGUUGACAAAUACUUCCAUUUCGCUUGACAACACUCGAGGAGAACUCAGUACAAAAGAACAAAAUUUCAAGUCCUUAGAAAAUGAAGCAAAGAAGUUGAAAAAAGACUAUGAGAUGUUACAGAGAGACCUCAAGAAAACAGAGGAUGAACAUAAGAAAUUGAAGGAUAUUUUGACACAUAUGGAGGAGGAAAAUGAACAACUGACACAGAAAACACAAGAAUUGCAAGAUACCAUUAAUGAAUUGAGAGAUGAAAAGACAGAACAGGAUAAAUACUUGGAUAAGGAGAUGCAGUCCAAGUCAAAACAAAUGUCAAAUCUUGAAGGAAAACACAAAGACUUAAAAGGAGAGAUAACUACAAAGAAUAAGCAGAUCAGAGAACUGGAAAAAGAGAUCAAGGGCCUGAAGUCAAAAUUAUCUUCUCAAGUGAAGAGUACUGAAUGCAAAUCAAGGGAGUAUGCUGAACUUCAGGAACAAAUGGACACACUAAAACUUGAAUUUGAUGACAUGAAAUCAAAACUGAUGUUAUCAGAUGACGAUCUAAAGAUGGCAAAGUUAAGGGAAGAACAGGCAGUCCAACAGAUGGAAGAAAUGAAAGUAAAACUAGGUCAUAGUUUGAUGGAGCAGAAAGAGACAGAGGAGCGGUGUGAAUUCCAGCUCUCACAGAUGAUGGCUACUAUGGAAAAGUAUAAACAAGAAAAUGGCAAGAUUGUACAACAGAAGGAAAAGGAACUUGAACUCUUACGAUCUAAAUCUGAUGAGUUUACUACUUUGAAACAGCUGAAUAAUGACCAGUGUGGAGAGAUGAAGAAAGAAAUAGAAGAAAUGACAGUAAACUUGGAAAAGAAAAUAUCUGAGAAGAAUGAAGUUUUGUCUCAGUUGUCGCAACAGAGAAAGAAAACUGACAGCAUGCAAAAGAAAAUUGUGCAAAAGGAAACAAAGAUAGCUCAGCUACAGGAUGAGAUGAAGGCCAUGAAGCAGUCACAGCAGAAAAAGCGUACAUCAAGUGCUCUAACACAGACAAGCCCAAUGUCAUCACCUGCAGCAAUUUUAAACCCUUCAACGACAACACCACAAGUGUCAAAGCGAGACAGUUCACCCAAUAGCCAAACUAGGACACCUCAGAGUGCACUGAAGACUCCACAGAGAAGCAUACUGCGAAAUACGAACUCCGUGUCAAAGAGAAGGAAGGUUGCCUUUGCCUCAAAUGAUGAUUCAGGAACACAUACAGCAUCAGACUCAGAUUCUUCAACAGAAUUAAUGGAGGUUGAGUUGGAGAAUAUUGAUGUAAGGCAGAUGAAAAAUGCCAAAACUACACCAGUCUUGUUACGCCCCUCACCAAAAGUGAAACCAUCUCCAAAGGCAACAACACCAGAUAGGAGAAUUGAGGCAACUCAGAAAACACCACUUGUAAGAGUCCCUCGUGGUCCACCAGUUAAACUCAAGGAAAAGAAAGAGGUCUCAAAAUGUGCUGCGCAUGAAGAAAGGGACAAAUUUAGAGAACUCUUCCCAGACCAACAUGGAGUACUGAUUGGCAGAAGAGAAAAUACCCAGAAGAUGAAGGUAGAGAAAGACACAACACAUGUUAGACAUACUCCUUCCAAGAAUACCGGAAAGUUUUUCAAAGGAUCUCCCAGGGAAAGUUUGUACAAAAAAACCAAGAAGGGCGAAAAAGAUGAGAUAGCUUGGUUUGAUUUAGACUCAGUAUUUGGAUUUGGACCUGAAGAUUAAUUCUAGCAUAGAUUUUAAUUCAGUUGCAUUUUACGGGUUGGCAAAAUACAUGACCCAACCCUCCAACAUUGAUUACAUGAUUAUGCACUUGUUGCAGGAUUGUUUGUUUACAACAGUACAUACUGUAAAUGGUGUCUUUAGAUGAAGCCAUCCAUACUUUAGAUGAAGCCUUGAAAAGUUUCAUGGGUGUUUGAAAAGCUGUUGUUGUUAUGAGCACUUAACAUGCUUCAUGUUCUGUUUUUAAUAAAAGAGAGAGAGGAAGAGAUAAACAAAACAUAAAAUGUUUUUAUACAAUAUUUAAUAACAUCAAACAUCUAUAUGAGUACUUAAUAUUCCUCUGUCUGCAAUCUGUUGUGUUUUUUGUCCAAAGAAGAAGACUAUUGUUCAUAUUUGCAUUUGUUGACCUUAUAAAAUCAUUGUUUAUUUUUA